Molecule: messenger RNA, 1383 nt
Organism: Colletotrichum fioriniae
Lineage: Eukaryota; Fungi; Ascomycota; Sordariomycetes; Glomerellales; Glomerellaceae
Source: RefSeq, a predicted model, not a curated record
AUGUCAUCCCGAACCUCGAUCACGCUGAAGGAACAGGCUGACACGUACGAUAUGGAGAGUCAGCCUACUGUCUCGAAGGGUCAUGUCGGCAUUACCCAGUUGCUGACCGUCCAAGAUGGCGAUCAAGACCGGGAGGAAACGAGAAGAAAUCCGAAAUGGUAUCAGCGGCUGCUAGAUGCUGGCGUGGAGGAAAACGGGAUCCAACCAGUGCCUCUCGGUGAGCGGACCAAUACCAACUACAGCAACCUCUUCACCGUGUUCUUCACAACUCAGCUCGGAUUGAGUCUGAGGGAUGCCUCACUGGUCAUCAUCUUCUUCGCCUUGUUGACCUGUGUGCCUCCGGCAUUCAUGGGCAUCGCUGGCUCCCAUACCGGACUCAGGCAGCUUGUCCAAGCCAGGUAUUCGUUUGGAUACUAUCUUGUGGGCAUCCCUCUUCUUCUCAACGCCGCGACUGUGACCGGAUUCUCUCUCUCGUCUUCAAUCGUUGGCGGCCAAACUCUCGCGGCUGUGAACCCGGGACACAUUGAUGUGAAAAUCGGCAUUGUCAUCGCGUGCCUUGCCGAGACGUCCCCUCCUACAGCAGCUCAGAUACUCAACUAUGGAGGUCUGAUGGCCGGUUACUUCAUAACCUUUGGCGGUACUGCGUCGGACUUCACUGCCUAUCACAACCCCAACAAGACAACCAAGUUCAGGAUCUUUUCCUACAUAUACCUCGGGAUCUUAACACCCUCGAUCCCGCUGCUUAUCUUGGGAGCGGCGAUUGGAGGUGCCCUCAACAAUGUUCCUGAAUGGAAGUCGGGAUGGGACACAUAUGGCAUUGGCGGCGUCAUGGCAGCUAUGUUGGCUCCUGCUGGCGGCUUUGGUAAAUUCGUACUGGUUAUCCUCGCACUGAGUGUUAUCGGCAACAUCGCGACGUCCAUGUACUCCGUUGCUCUCUGUAUGCAGCAGAUGCUCCCGGUUUUCGCAAAGGUCCCUCGCAUUGUCUUUGUCGUCGUUGCGCUUGGAAUCAUGAUUCCCAUGGCAAUUCGCGCUGCUGAGUCUUGGGCCGAUUCUCUCGAGAACUUCUUGGGGUUGAUCGGUUACUGGGCCGGCUGCUUCGACGCAGUCAUUAUUGAGGAACUGGUGUUGUUCCGUCGAAUGGACUACAGCUCGUACGAACCUGCAGCGUGGAACGUUGCCCGACUAUUGCCUUCCGGACUCGCUGCCCUUGGAGCGAGCCUGCUGAGCUUCGGGCUCAUCAUCCCAGGGAUGGACCAAGCCUGGUACACUGGUCCGAUUGCGAGAGUGACUGGAGAUAUUGGCUUCGAGUGUGCGUUUGUCCUGACGGCAAUUUUCUAUGCGCCCUUGAGACGGCUGGAAAUCAGGAAGCGAGGACACGUCUAG